AUGGAGCCAGGAAAACCGAAACAAAAACCAAAAACACCACCAACUAAACGAAAAACCAAAGCAUCCAACUUGAGCAAAGAGCAGCUUUUGGCAGCACUGCAAAAGAAAAAGGAAUGUAAUGUUCGUGCCCAAAAAAUUGUAGAAUCGUUUCUGGAUCCAGUGCCAAUAGAUAAAAUUGAAUAUUUUUUGUCAAAUUUGAUCCAUAUAAAUCAAUCCCAUUACGAUGAUAUAGUGGAAGAGCGAUCAAUAUCGAAACUAUGCGGCUAUCCAUUAUGCGACAAUAUCUUGAAAGAAAUACCGAAACAACAGUACAUCAUCUCAAGUGCACAAAAUAAAGUUUUCGAUAUCACCGAGCGUAAAAAGUUUUGCAGUAACAAGUGCUACAAAUCAUCCAUUUAUCUCAAGGAGCAAAUUUUAACCUCGCCGCUUUGGAUUCGCAAAGAUGAUGACAUCAUACCUGAAUUCAAGCUAUUGUCAUUUGAAGAUGCAGACAAGAGUGAUACUAGUAAUAAGGAAGACAAAACAGAGACACAUGGUGAUAAUGAACAGAAAUUAGACAAUGUAAAUGCUUGUGAAAAUAAGAACGAUGUAGAAAAUAGCUUAAGUGAAAGUAGCAAUAAUACUGCAAAAUAAGACUGCCCUAUUAGGGCAAUCGAAUUUGAUUAAUUAUCUGUUAUAUGAUAAUGAGAAAAAUUUGAAUAAAUAAUUGCAUCAUGCAACGAAAUUUA
Messenger RNA from Contarinia nasturtii (swede midge), 728 nucleotides. Its product is annotated as putative RNA polymerase II subunit B1 CTD phosphatase RPAP2 homolog. The coding region runs from base 1 to 633 and encodes 210 amino acids. Gene Ontology annotation, cellular component: nucleus; cytoplasm. Gene Ontology annotation, molecular function: RNA polymerase core enzyme binding; RNA polymerase II CTD heptapeptide repeat phosphatase activity. The transcript has 3 exons. Lineage: Eukaryota; Metazoa; Arthropoda; Insecta; Diptera; Cecidomyiidae. The record is from RefSeq and is a predicted model, not a curated record.